GCAUUUAACCUCAGCCCAGCUGAUCCAGAUGGCAAGUCAGAUCCCUACAUUGUGCUGAGACUGGGCAACACAGAAAUCAAAGACAGAGAAAACUACAUCCCCAAGCAGCUAAACCCAGUAUUUGGAAGAUCAUUUGAAAUCCAAGCUACAUUCCCCAAGGAUUCCUUGCUCACACUCCAGAUCUACGACCAUGACUUCGUGGGAACAGAUGAUCUCAUUGGAGAGACUAAAAUUGAUUUGGAAAAUCGUUUCUAUAGCAGACAUCGAGCUACUUGUGGAUUACAAAGUCAAUAUGAAAUAGAAGGGUACAAUGCGUGGCGAGAUGCAACCAAGCCAAGUGAGAUCCUCACUAAACUGUGUAAGGACUACAGGAUAAGUGGACCCUUCAUGCGGCCAGGGGAGAUACAAGUAGGAACAAAAGUCUUUAAGGGACAGACAGUCUUCACAGAAGAUGAGAAUGGUAAUGAAGAGCCAGUUGAAUCCUAUGAACAUCUCUCUUUAAAGGUUUUACGUGCUUGGGAAGAAGUCCCUGGAGCUGGAUACAAACUGGUCCCAGAGCACAUUGAGACUCGGCCUCUUUACCAUAAGGAUAAACCAGGCAUGGAACAGGGUCGUGUACAGAUGUGGGUUGACAUGUUUCCUAAAGAUAUGCCUCUGCCAGGACCCCCAGUGGACAUUUCACCAAGAAAACCCAAAGGCUAUGAACUGAGGGUAAUAAUCUGGAAUACAGAGGAUGUAAUUCUAGAAGAUGAAAAUAUCUUUACGGGGCAAAAAUCAAGUGAUAUCUAUGUAAAAGGGUGGCUAAAGGGUCUGGAAGAAGACAAGCAGGAGACAGACGUACAUUACAACUCCUUGACAGGAGAGGGCAACUUCAACUGGCGCUUUGUGUUCCCGUUCCACUAUCUCCCAGCAGAGAAACAAAUGGUGGUUAGUAAAAGAGAAAACAUAUUUUCCUUGGAAAAGACAGAGCGCAAAAUACCUGCUGAGCUGGUGCUUCAAGUGUGGGACUUUGAAAGACUCUCUGCAGAUGAUUUCUUGGGAACUCUUGAAUUGAACCUGAAUGGGUUCCCUCGAGCAGCAAAGACCGCCAAGAGCUGUGACCUAGGCACGGUCAUGGCAGCAAGUGAAGAAAAUAAGAUGUCCAUAUUUCAGCAGAAGCGUGUCAGAGGCUGGUGGCCUUUCAUCAAGGCUGGGGAGCUCACGGGCAAGGUAGAAGCUGAGUUUCACUUAGUCACAGCAGAAGAAGCUGAGAAGAAUCCAGUAGGCAAAGCUCGAAAGGAGCCCGAGCCCUUGGAAAAACCCAACCGACCAGAUACAUCCUUCUCUUGGUUUGUAAAUCCUUUCAAGUGUUUGUAUCACCUGAUCUGGAGAAAUUACAAGAAGUACAUCAUCAUCGGCAUAAUUCUACUUAUUCUCAUUGUCUUCCUGGUGCUCUUCAUCUACACGCUGCCAGGUGCAAUCAGUCGUAGGAUAGUUGUAGGAAAACCGUAGGUUAUGAAUCUCAUUGUAACCAAUCAUAUACAAA
Balearica regulorum gibbericeps (East African grey crowned-crane) is the source of this 1525-nucleotide messenger RNA. The record is from RefSeq and is a predicted model, not a curated record. Lineage: Eukaryota; Metazoa; Chordata; Aves; Gruiformes; Gruidae.